UAAUGUUGUCUAAACGAAAGAAACUUUAAAGUAGCUCGACAAAUUUUCUUUCUCCAGUGUUGGACGGUACUCUUGGCCGUGUUAUGUGAACUUUCACCGUCCGACGUGACCGGGUGAAACAGCUGGUUCAGGCCUGUCCGGUUAACGUUUGGCUAGUUGGGAGGUAAACCAAACUGUACAAUGCAUAUGCUAGCGUCAAACGGAUCCAUAAUGGACUUGGACACGGAGUUGGUGAAAAUUAAAGCUCACUACUGUGGGGACAUGUUGAUCGCAGACUUGGCUGCCACGGUAACCUUUGUGGAGUUGUGUGAGGAGGUGAGAACGAUGUGCAGUGUUGCCAAGCAGCAGCCCAUCACGCUCAAGUGGAUCGAUGAUGAAGGGGACCCCUGCACCAUCUCUUCUCAGAUGGAGCUGGAGGAAGCGUUUCGUAUUUACAGUCGGACCAAGAAGUCUGGACUGCUGCUGCAUGUCUUCCCCAGUAUCCCAGAGCGGCCUGGCAUGCCCUGCCCUGGAGAAGACAAAUCGAUCUAUCGCCGCGGGGCCAGAAGAUGGAGGAAACUCUACCGAGUCAACGGACACCUCUUCCAGGCCAAGCGCUUUAACAGGAAAGCCUACUGUGGCCACUGUAGUGAAAGGAUAUGGGGGCUGGGCAGGCAGGGCUACAAGUGUAUCAACUGCAAACUGCUGGUCCAUAAGCGCUGUCACAGACUCAUCCCUCAGACCUGCCAAAGGCUUAUGGAUCCAGUCAUGCCAUCACAGGAGCCCCCUUCAGAUGCUAAGAGUGAAGAGGUGGACCUUCCACCAGAUGACACGGAGGACACAGAUGGGAUACCUUUUUUACCGCACAACUGUACGGUGGAUAAAACAGAAGAUGCAGAUACAGAGGACAUCAAAGCAGUAGUGGAUGGCAUUGAUGGCAUUAAGCUGUCCCAGGGCCUGGCUCUCGGGCUGAGUGACUUCGAAUUGAUCCGUGUGAUCGGGCGCGGAAGCUACGCCAAGGUCCUGCUGGUUCGGCUAAAGAAGAACGAACAGGUGUACGCCAUGAAGGUGGUGAAGAAGGAGCUGGUCCAUGAUGAUGAGGAUAUUGACUGGGUGCAGACAGAGAAGCAUGUGUUUGAGCAGGCGUCCACCAAUCCAUUCUUAGUAGGCCUCCACUCCUGUUUCCAGACAGAAAGUCGGUUAUUUCUGGUGAUCGAAUACGUGAACGGCGGUGACUUGAUGUUCCAUAUGCAACGGCAAAGGAAGCUUCCAGAAGAACAUGCAAGAUUCUAUGCUGCUGAAAUCUGUAUCGCUCUGAACUUCCUGCAUGAAAAGGGCAUCAUCUAUCGCGAUCUGAAGCUGGACAACGUUCUCUUGGACCACGAGGGACACAUCAAGCUCACAGACUACGGCAUGUGCAAGGAGGGGAUCAGACCAGGUGACACCACCAGUACUUUCUGCGGGACACCCAACUACAUUGCACCUGAGAUCCUCAGAGGAGAGGACUACGGCUUCAGUGUGGACUGGUGGGCUCUGGGCGUGCUCAUGUUUGAGAUGAUGGCUGGGAGGUCUCCAUUUGACAUCAUCACAGACAAUCCUGACAUGAACACAGAGGAGUACCUCUUUCAAGUUAUUCUUGAGAAGCCCAUUCGCAUCCCAAGGUCUCUGUCAGUGAAAGCUGCCAGCGUGCUCAAGGGCUUUCUAAACAAGGAUCCUAAGGAGCGGCUGGGUUGCCAGGUCCAGACGGGCUUCACAGAUAUCAAGUCACACACAUUUUUCCGCAGCAUAGACUGGGAACAGCUGGAGAAGAAAGAAGUGACGCCACCCUUCAAACCUCAAAUCUCUGAUGACUACGGCCUCGAAAACUUUGACACACAGUUUACUAAUGAACCAGUGCAGCUAACACCGGAUGAUGAGGACGUCAUCAAGAGAAUAGACCAGUCAGAAUUUGAGGGAUUUGAAUACAUCAACCCCCUGCUGCUAUCCACAGAAGAGUCUGUAUGAAGGAGAGACGAGCUUCCUCCUUCGCCCACCUACUGUCUGUCCAAGCUGCCGUCUCAGCCAAAAAAAACCACUCGCAAGCCAACGGAAAAGGCAAGCAGGAGGAAGAGUGAAGGACAACAGGGAGGAUGAACUCACUCUCUGGACCUGUCUACAAGGCAAAGCAAACAGGGGAACGGGAGAGUUUCCUUCCUGGACGAUUCAGAUUGUUGUGUCGUGGUACCAAACUGUUCUCUCUUGGUGUCCACAAGGAAAAUGAAGACAGUGGACUACGAGAACAUUCCGUGUCAUUUACACUGUCUUCCCCCCCUUUUUUUUUUUUCUUUUCCUCCUUCGGCUUCAUUCCUUUCUCCCAUCAGAAUGUCCAUCCUCAUGUCACAAAGCAUGACUGGCUUUGUCAUUUGAACAGAGAGCUGUUGUUAAUUCUGUGCCUGCCAUCAUGAACACGUUUUCGACCCGACUCACAUCCCUGGAUGAAUAUGACAGUUCUGCCCAAGAACUUGAAAUUUUACGUGCACUUUUUCU
This is a messenger RNA of Toxotes jaculatrix (banded archerfish), 2505 nucleotides long. RefSeq names its product protein kinase C, zeta (gene prkcz). Lineage: Eukaryota; Metazoa; Chordata; Actinopteri; Toxotidae. Gene Ontology annotation, biological process: establishment or maintenance of cell polarity; protein phosphorylation. Gene Ontology annotation, molecular function: protein serine/threonine kinase activity; ATP binding; protein binding. The coding region runs from base 181 to 1983 and encodes 600 amino acids. The transcript is spliced from 18 exons. The record is from RefSeq and is a predicted model, not a curated record.